Molecule: messenger RNA, 1131 nt
Organism: Aspergillus ochraceoroseus IBT 24754
Lineage: Eukaryota; Fungi; Ascomycota; Eurotiomycetes; Eurotiales; Aspergillaceae
Product: mediator of RNA polymerase II transcription subunit 11
Exons: 2
Coding region: 222-758 (178 amino acids)
Biological process (GO): regulation of transcription by RNA polymerase II
Cellular component (GO): mediator complex
Molecular function (GO): transcription coregulator activity
Source: RefSeq, a predicted model, not a curated record
UGGUGAUGGGAAAUGAGACGAUUGAAGAGGGUAUUUUCAUCUCUCGGUUUGAUAGAGGGAGAGAGAAGUUGCGUCCUAGCUUGCGGGUUACAUAAGCGGAUGCUCUAGGUAUUGAUUACGUGAUCCGCAUCGUCAUUAGACCGGGGAAAACAACACCUCCUCGACUGCUUCGAGCACAAUUGAUAAAAAAAGCAAAGCUUAUAGAAGAAAGUGGGAAUACAAUGGCAGACGGCGGGGAUUCCGGAAACCCAGUUAAGGUGUUCACAUCUGCCGAUCGAAUUCGACAAUUGAAUGAAGUGGACAAGGAUGUCACUAAACUGAUCCACUCCGCCGGCCUCGCAAUCCAGGCUCUCACAAACGCCAAAUCCGCUGACUCCUCCACCGCCGAGAACUCGCUCGAGUCCCAUAAAGCCCGGUUCAAAGAAGCUACAUCGCAGUACUUUGCUCUCCUCUCGUCUAUUGAUGUCCGGCUCCGUCGCCAGGUCUACGCGCUCGAGGAAGCUUCUAUACUGGCGCCGGACCCAUCGUCGUCUCGAUCGGCGGAUAUACCUGCGUCUGGCGCGGGCGCUGUGGGAGCAGCAGCCAAUCCCUUGGAUGUGAGCUGGCUGAACAGUAGGAAGGAUACCGUGGGGAAGGAGAAGGAGGCAGAGCUUUGGGCUGCUGCGAGGGAGUUUGUCGAGGAGAUUAAUCAGUCUUCGUCUCGGGAUAGGAGUGGUAAGCUGGAAGAUGGGGUUGAGGAGAAGAUGGAGGUUGAUUGAGUUCGUCCUUAGCUGGGAUUUUGUUGACUUGUUUUUUUUUUUUUUUUUUGGUAAGGUGGGCGGGCUUUCUUGUAUAUGGUCCUGCUUGGCUACGGCGUUAGGUGGCAUGCGAGAGCCUCGACAAACCUUUCGCUGAUGUCUUUUUUUAUUUUCUUACCUUGUUUAUUAUGGGGGAAUUUCGACAACUAUUGCAUCUGAUAGCGGCUAAGAUGCUUGUGAUACCCAGACUUGGAGGCAUUAAAAUGCGAGAAUAUAUCUUUUGAUACCUGCUGAGUGUCUAGAAACGUAAAGCGAAGCACGCUGAAGACAAUCAUCUUUGUAGACAGGACAGUCCAUUUACAUACAAGCACCUGAGCCUGAUCCACAAAAAGAG